AUCGAACCCUCCACCGUCGAGUGUGUCACGUCUCACCCCUCUCUCUUCGACCCGACGCCGCGCGUCCCCUUUCUCCAGCUCUUCCUCUCGUCGGCGGUAAGGAAUUUUUCUCCAAUCCAGCGAGGGAGAGGGAGAAGCUAGUAAAUUCGGUUCCUCCAAUCCGGACGGAGAGAUGCCGCGAAUCCCUCUGAUCAAGUUUCCCAAGAGGAAUCUCAAAGCCCCAUCCUCAUCCCCAUCUGCGCCAGCAGCGUCACAACCCACAGAUCAGCACGCGACCCUCAUGUCCCGAUUGGGGGCUAAAGUAGAGGCACCACUUUCUGGAGAGAUAAAAAAUUACCGCUUCAGAUCAGAUGUGCCUUCCCCGCCUUCUCAUACUGCUGUUGGAGGACCGGCUUCACUCCUUCCUAAGCGCAAACCCCUGACCGAGGAAGAGAUUGAGGCUAUUAUGCUAGGUGGUUCCAUCUGAUAUUGCUUCCCAUGGAGUGGAACUUGUAGGAGCGUCAAUAAGAUCAUAUACCAGAAUUUCUUAUGUUUGAUCUUUGAAGGGUUGUUAUUAGAGCCAUGUCAAUGUGGAACUCAGUUGUUUCAGACUGUUUUGGAAGUCGGCUGCCAUGUCAAAUAUUCUCCACAUGUGGCUGACUAAAUUGUGAACUUUGAACAUGCAAUCCUUGAGUUCCAUGCGGGAAAAAAAUGUGGAUCAUGGGACCAUUUCAUGCA
Molecule: messenger RNA, 717 nt
Organism: Phragmites australis (common reed)
Lineage: Eukaryota; Viridiplantae; Streptophyta; Magnoliopsida; Poales; Poaceae
Exons: 4
Coding region: 173-466 (97 amino acids)
Source: RefSeq, a predicted model, not a curated record